Molecule: messenger RNA, 1622 nt
Organism: Suillus clintonianus
Lineage: Eukaryota; Fungi; Basidiomycota; Agaricomycetes; Boletales; Suillaceae
Exons: 13
Coding region: 1-1524 (507 amino acids)
Source: RefSeq, a predicted model, not a curated record
AUGAACGCGUCCAAGCCUGAUAUUCACCAUGUUAACACUGCGCCACCAGAUCCUGCUGCGACAGAACAAUUCUUUCAUAUUACAACUCCUAUCAUACCCGGACAGAUAAAGCGAUCCGGGAGCAAAAAGACUCAAGGCCUUGAUAUUGUAGUGUAUGAGGUUCUGACCGGUCCUUUGGACUGUUCAAAGGAGUUUGCUCCAGUGCCGGGAUGGGAACCGCUCACGCACCCGGAAGGUGCUUUGUUUUUCUAUCACUCCAAUCGCAAAGUUUUCACUUAUGCCAAUAUUCAAGGCCCUGGAACUGCAGUGGAAAUGGAUGAGAUAGCUAAGAAGGCGUACGAAGAAGCGCACAAAGCAAACGUCUUUCGUUCAUCUGUUGAGCUAACGUUGGAGCGCAUGAUGGUGGGUGAGGAUGAGAAAUGGGGCUACUACUUUGCCGAUCAUGACAAACGUGUUGUUUUCUGGCUCAAACCCUAUAAGUCUGAAGAACUUAUCGGUAACGUUCGAGGAGUGAAUGGUGCAAGCCACAUCAAGUAUGCCCUAGAAUCACAGUACUGGUUUGUGGCCUCAAAGAAACACAUUGAACUAUUUCCGAACAAACGUUUCCUUCCGAAAGACAUCGUUGUGAGACUCAGGGAAAUUGUCAUGUAUACUCAGGCAGACAGCAUCACUUCCGAGACUUGCCUGACACCUUUGAGUUCGAACCAGAUUGCAAGUACGCUUAGUCUUAUGGAUCCUCUGAUGAGCAGUAUUGGCCAGAAGCACGAGCAUUCUGUGUGGAUCGUCGCUCGAUUUAUGGGACAUUUCUGCCACAUGGACUUUGUGAAUUUUUGCGGACAACCAGGUGCCCGACUUGACGCGAAACAGUCGUUAUACGGAGAUUCCAACAUGCACCCAAAAAACUUCUUUUUCCGCAUCAUGAAUAUCAUUCUGUUUGGAUCCCUUGAUGCUCAUAGCAGGGCUCUUCACCUGAUAUGGGUUGAUCACACCAUCGUUCAACGGCGGUGGAAGGAUUUCAUCAAUGGACUAAAUAACGAGUGGAAUGGAUAUACAAUAUUCUCUACUGUAAUGCUUGCUGUUGAUAUCAGCUUUCUCGCGAUCACAUCCGUCCAGACUCAACCGCACGCGAUUCUUGUAUCAUAUCUGUCUAUCCUCUGUGCUAUGGGUUCGUUAGUGGUCUCACUAGUCCUGGCCGCACAAGUCAACGACGGCCGGCGAAGCUCUGCUGAAAGCGCGGCUUCGUUCAUGGUGGGCAUGUCGUAUUCUAUGCUUGGCAUCGAAAGCCUUGCCCUCAUGCUUACUCUGCCGUAUGCUCUUCUGCUUUGGGGAAUGACGUUCUUUGCUGUGGCGUUGCUCAUGGUGAUUGUCCGUACUUCUGGUGUUGUCACUGUCUCGAUUGUAUCCCCCAUGUGGGUUGCUGUCGUCAUAGUGGCGGCGUGGCCGAUAUUGGCUGCCAAUGGUUUUCACAUGUCACGCCUGUUUUCCUGGGUCUUCCGACGCAGGACAUUCACUCUGCCCCGCUGAGAGUGGGGUUUAUGUAAAAAAAAAACAGUGGUGGCUGUUUGGAAGCAAAAUCGUCAUGAGCAGUGAGUGCGAAUAUUUCGGCGGGUUGAGUUCUCACU